AUGUUGGAGCGUUCGUCAUUCCUUGAUAACAACACUCCAAAAUCUCAUCAAAAUGUUCAUGAAAAUUCAGAUAAAACGCUUGAACUGUUGUACCGUGAUGAUCAGCAGCAUCAGCAACAACAAGAAUCCACAGCAAAAUCAUCCCAUCAUUGGUAUGUGGAUGAAAACUUUGUUACCCGAGCCGAGUUGUAUGCAAUAACAACCAUUCCCGAUCAGAAUCUUAAUUUUGAUACCAUCAAUAAUAUUCAAAAUAACAUGUACUUUUAUUUGGUGAUGAAUGAUAAGGUACAACAGCAAGUGGGACUGCACAACAAAAAGUAA
Molecule: messenger RNA, 321 nt
Organism: Naegleria lovaniensis
Lineage: Eukaryota; Heterolobosea; Eutetramitea; Acrasida; Naegleriidae
Exons: 1
Coding region: 1-321 (106 amino acids)
Source: RefSeq, a predicted model, not a curated record